This is a messenger RNA of Durusdinium trenchii, 1514 nucleotides long. Lineage: Eukaryota; Dinophyceae; Suessiales; Symbiodiniaceae. The record is from the annotation of a GenBank genome assembly.
UGACAGUGCCGCCGUCUCGAAAUCCGUCCCAUCCCAACUGGGUGCCAUGGGGGACGAGCUGAGUGAUGAUGAGCUCCUGGAGAUUCAGGUGCUGGGCUUGGCGGGUGAAGGCUUGACGCUCUCGGUGCCUGCAUCUCUCACGGGCGCGCAGCUCCGGCAGCGGGUCCGACAGCGGCUGCCCAGCAAGGCCGGCGCCCGGGUGAGCCUGCAGACCGGCGCACGGAUGCUCUGCGCGAAGACGACGCUCCGGGAACAAGGUCUCGUGGAGGCUCCCUGUGUGAGCUACACCUACGAGCCUGCAAGCUUGCAGGAUGCCUGGCGAUCUCUGGCAGGUGCCGGAGCUGAGGAGCAGAUGGGUUUGGAUGGAAUCACACAAGUGGAAGGGAUCUACUCUCUGGAACAGCUGAAAGAUGCUGAUACCCUGCGCAGUCUGGAGUUUCACUACUGCUUCAAUCAAGAAUUAGAUUCACUUCGAUGGCCUCGCGAUCUCCAAAGUCUGACCUUUACCGGCGAGUUCAAUCAACCUUUGGACGGAGUCACCUUGCCAAAGGGUCUGCAAAGUUUGACCUUUGGCCAUAACUUUGACCAACCUUUACAGGGAGUGACCUUGCCCGGUAGCCUGCUGAGUCUAACAUUUGGCAUGAACUUCAAACAGACUUUGGAAGGAGUGAGGCUGCCCCAUCAGUUGCAGAGUCUAAAGCUUGGCAGUCGCUUUGAUCGGAGUUUGGAGCGAGCAACUCUGCCCCAGAGUCUUCAGAGUUUGACCUUGGGAAACAGCUUCAACCAAAGCUUGGAUCGAGUGACUUUGCCGCCACGCCUGACGAGCUUGGCCUUUGGCCAUGACUUUAACCAACCCUUGGAACGAGUGUCCUGGCCAGAGAGCCUGCAGAGCUUGAUACUCGGUUUCAACUUCAACAGGAGUUUGGACGAAGUAAACUUGCCUAACAGCCUGCAGAAUCUUACAUUUGGCUUUGAGUUCAACCAGAGUUUAGAACGAGUGGCGUUGCCUUGCAACUUGUGUAGCCUGACAUUUGGCGUGAGUUUCAACCAGCCAUUGGAGAGAGUGACUUUGCCGCGAAGCCUAAAGAGCAUGGUGUUUGGAGAGAGAUUUAACCAGUCUUUGGAUCGAGUGAUCUUGCCAAGCAGCCUGCAGAGCCUCACUUUUGGUGAUCACUUCGACCAGGCUUUGCAGCAUAUGACUUGGCCAGUUUGCCUCCAGAGUUUGACCUUUGGCAGCAGUUUCAAUCAAAGCUUAGAAGGAGUGACCUUGCCGAUUGGUUUGCAGAGUCUCACCUUCGGUGAUGGCUUUAACCAACCCUUGGAGGGAGUAAACUUACCCAAUGGCCUGCAACGCUUGAGUCUCGUCGAUGGAUACAAUCAGAGCCUGGAGGGGCUCAUAUGGCCUCAAAGCCUCAAGAGCUUGAUCUACGACUCCUUGUUCUUGUCCAUGCUCUAAGAGGAGCAGCGAUGCGAUGUUCGUGUGAACCACCCGCAGUUUUCAAGCGUCCGCAAAA